ACGGGGCACCAGCUGAGGACUGACAGGAACAACAGCAGGAGAAGGAAAGCACCAUUACCAACAUCAUGGGGAGCUGUUGCGAGAGAAUGGGUCCGCAGAAGAACACCUAUGUGCGUGUCAGUCUGCCAGCAGUCUGCUUUGUGUGGCAGAUUGCUAUGAUCAUUCUGUUUGGGGUUUUCAUCCGGUACGACGAGGAAUCAAGUGCAACCUGGCCAGAAUACAGAGACAAAAAGAAUCUCACUGACAUUGAAAAUGACUUCUACUUCAGAUAUCCCAGCUUCCAGGACGUCCAUGUCAUGAUCUUUGUUGGUUUUGGUUUCCUCAUGACCUUUCUGAAACGUUACUGCUACGGUGGCGCAGGCUUCACUUUCCUGAUCGCCUCGUUUGGCCUGCAGUGGGCUCUUCUCAUGCAGGGCUGGUUUCACUCCCUCGAUCUUACCACUGGGAAAAUCUCCAUAGGAGUUGAGAGCCUCAUCAAUGCAGACUUUUGCUGCGCUGGCUCUCUAAUCGCCUUUGGUGCCCUGCUGGGUAAAGUGAGCCCUGUCCAGCUCAUGGUGGUCACCUUAUUCGGCGUCACCCUGUUUGCUGUGGAGGAAUACAUCAUCCUUGACCUCCUUCAUUGCAGAGAUGCUGGUGGAUCCAUGGUCAUUCAUUGCUUCGGAGGGUAUUAUGGACUGGCAAUCUCUUGGGUGCUCUACCGACCAAACUUACACCAAAGUAAACGCCUCCAUGGGUCCAGCUACCACUCAGAUCUGUUUGCAAUGAUUGGUACACUCUUCCUGUGGAUGUUCUGGCCCAGUUUCAACUCGGCUAUCACAGACCAUGGUGACGGCCAGCACAGAGCAGCCAUAAACACCUACAUCGCUCUCGCCUCCUCCGUUCUCACUUCUUUUGCCAUCUCCAGCAUGGCUCAGAAAAAAGGAAAACUGGACAUGGUGCAUGUCCAGAAUGCCACUCUGGCUGGUGCUGUAGCCAUGGGAACGGCAGCAGAGUUCAUGAUCACCCCUUACGGCUCGCUCAUUGUGGGCUUCUGCAUGGGUAUCAUCUCCGUAUUUGGCUACCUGUUUAUCACACCGUUUUUUGAGAAGUAUCUCAAACUCCAAGACACAUGCGGAAUUCACAAUCUGCACGCUCUCCCAGGGAUGCUUGGUGGUUUCAUAGGCGCUGUUGUUGCUGCAGCAGCUACUGAGGAAGUCUACAGUGAACAAGGGCUGAUAAAUGUAUUUGAUAAGACUGGCGUGUAUGCAGACAGAGACCAGGGAACCCAGGGAGGCUUCCAAGCUGCAGGAACAUGUGUGUCAAUUGCCUUUGGACUUGUUGGAGGAGCCCUUGUUGGGUUAAUCCUGAAGUUCCCUAUCUGGGGUGAUCCUGCUGAUGACAACUGCUUCGAUGAUGAGGCCUACUGGGAGCUUCCUGAAGAAGAUGAGGAGACCAUUCCUCCUGUUUUGGAGUACAACAACCACAUGAUUCAAAAAGGCCAGGACAUAACCGAGUCCAGCUUCUCUGUGGAGCAGAGUUAGAGACAAUCAUUCAGCCACCAGAGCCCAUAUUUAGUUUUGAAUGUAAUGCAGCUGUUCAGCAACAACAAUUAAUGAAGGUUUUUCUCUUUGUUAUCCCUUCUUAUUUUGACACCUUCCAGACUUGAUAAUGAGCAUGAAGACCAGAAACAAUCGAAACAAAAACAUGAAAUAACCCUUUUUGGACCUAAAAUUAUUUUGAUCACAUUUAAUUACCUUUAAUAAAAUAAAAAAAAGCAACCAAUUUGUGUUGUGACCACAGCUCUUAAUUCAGCCUGUAUUAUGUGAAGUAGGAUGUAUAUUUUGUUCUAUAAGCUGAUUUUUGUCAAUAAUUUUUUUAUGUAUUUCCUGUCGAGUGUAAUUGCUGCUCUGUAUCCUCUAAUGGCGAAUUGACUUGUUGAUUUAAUUUAAUGAAAACUUAUUUUAGCUGAAAAAAACCUAUAGAGACAUGUUAUUCUAUGUAAUGCAGCUAAACAGAAGCUGAUCAUGCAAUAUCAUAUGUCAAGUUGAAUAAUUUAUCCAUGUGCAAGGUUGUCCACAUUUACCUCUCACUAUUUGUGUGCAACAUAACUGAUAAAAACCUCCUGCAGUUUGAAUGCUGAACGGUUGAACUUCAGUAGCCACUGAAAGUGUAUCACCAGAAAAACUCACAUUUCCUAACAUCUGUAACUAAGGUGUUCUGCUUUAAAAGUUGGCUCUCAAGAACAAAAUUGUCCCAAGAUGAUAUUUAUUAAAGAAAACAUCACAAUAUUGUGCUUCUGUUUAACUAUCAAAAUAUCAGAAGUUUAACCUGGUUUGUUAAAGUUAAUGAUACUGCAGUGGUGGAAGUCUUAUUUAUCUAAAAUGUAAAAUAAAACGUUUACUUGAUUGUGUCCUAAAGGAAUGAAACCUCAUAACUAAUACACCUCCAUGGCAUGUUAAAUAAUACAAACAUAUUUUCAUGCCCUUCACAGAUACAUUCUCAGAUGUGUUUUCUGCUCUUGACAAAUUGUUGUUCAAGAUUUAAAAAAAAAAUGUAUUUACCAAAAAUAAAAAAUUGAUAUAAA
This is a messenger RNA of Cyprinodon variegatus (sheepshead minnow), 2563 nucleotides long. RefSeq names its product ammonium transporter Rh type C 2-like. Gene Ontology annotation, cellular component: plasma membrane. The record is from RefSeq and is a predicted model, not a curated record. Bases 66 to 1520 code for a protein of 484 amino acids. Gene Ontology annotation, biological process: ammonium homeostasis; ammonium transmembrane transport. Lineage: Eukaryota; Metazoa; Chordata; Actinopteri; Cyprinodontiformes; Cyprinodontidae. The transcript has 11 exons. Gene Ontology annotation, molecular function: ammonium channel activity.